CACAGCAGAGUGGUUUGUUUUGUUUGUUACUGUAAAAGGCUAGGAGAAUCAUUAAGGAUCCUAAGCACCUGGAUAUCAGCCUUUUCUCCCCGCUGCCAUCCAGAAACAGCAGGAGGCCCAGGAAGAGCUUUAACCCUCGUGCCACUAGAAUUAACAAUGUAUAGUAGCAAUGCAUUACACUAUACUUGUUCUUUUAUGAUAUCAUAUGUGACAAAUGGUGAACUGAAUGGAAUGUUAAAUCUUUCCGGGUAAGGUUACAAGCAGUUAAAGCUGUCAAAAAUACUUUAAAUGUGUGGGGGCUAUUGUGGGCUAAUGCUAACUGGAGGGCAAGGUAGAUACCCUAGUUUAGCUGGUUACCGUGGUAACGUUAGCAGCCUAGCUUUCCUUUGGUCUAGUGCGCAUGUCAGAGUGUCACUCCGUGUAACUUCACUGACAGGUGUAGACGGUGUUUCGGUUAAAUGAGUGACCCUGUUAUCUGGGGACAUUGAGCCGAGCGGGUCUGUGUGUGUUUGUUGAAAACAGAAAGUGAAUACAAACAGUUAUUUGUUUUUUUUUUAGUUUUGUAACGUUAAUUAAAAACGGUCUCUAGUUAAACCGAAACACUGGAAGUGACAUUUAACACACAUAAAAACCAUAAAAGCUGUCGAGUACACCAUUUCCCACCAGACAGACAGUCUGUGUAGUAUGUUUCAGUGCGUUACAUAAGCCUGUGUCAGCACACGGACACAUUUCAGUGAGGUCUCUGUGUCUGUGUGUUACAGCUGUUCGUCUGCUCUACAUCUGUAAGUUGGUCAGGAUGGUUGCCUUUUCCAGAGAAUAUGGAUAUGUGGUGUUAACUGGCACUGCUGGUGUAAUGAUGGUUGCACAUCUGGCCGGGAAGGUUUUCAAAGCCCGCGAGAAGUACAUUGUGCAGUACCCUAAGAUGUACAGUGACGACCCAGAAUCUGGACAUCUAUUUAACUGCAUCCAGCGUGCACACCAGAACACCCUGGAGAUGUUCCCCUCCUUUCUGUUCUGCCUGGUCUCUAGUGGUGUACAUUAUCCGCGUCUCGCCAGUGGACUUGGAGUUGUUUGGAUAAUUAGCAGAGAGGUGUACGCACAUGGGUACUCAACAGGAGAACUGUUGGCCUGAAAACCAACUUUGCUGCAGUCUAGGUACACAAGGUGAGCGCAAGCGGCGCCAGCUCCGCGAUGCGGUUGUAGGAGAUGAUGAGCUGCCGCGUUGCCAGCGGCAAGUUGACCAGCACAUUGAACCACCAACUGGUCAUCACACACACACCUGUCCGGGCAACAGGUACAGGUGAGAAGAGCCGGGUUGCACGCUUGGCUGCGGGCUAAGAUGCAUCACACCGCCGAGGGCUUCAUCCACCCCGUUUAGAGAGAGUCAGAUGCAGUCACAUUCUUCACUGAUACAUCCUCCCCUGGUUGUUUGCCCCAGAAAUUAUAUCCACAGAGGUCAGACCUAACACUUGCCCGUGGCAACCUCUUGCACAUAAUGUCUCUGGAUCCGGCGUACAUCCACUGUCUGGAAUCUGACAACAAGGAUGCCUUCUGCUGUUUCAGAUUUCUCGGAUUCAUGUUUUCCUCGUCAGAACACAUCUAUUCACACGUUGUAAACUCUCAUUGUGCACGGCGUUGCAAUGAUAACGGUAAGUUCUUCCAGAACAUGUUUGCCAUGGUCUCGCUUUCCGAAACUGAAUCCAAAUGAGAGGGACGCACUGAACUGCGCGUGGAGCCUCAGCGUAUGGAGGUGGAACAAAAAGCAGGUCAGAUCACACAGGUUUUUAGGCUUUCGAAACAAGAAAGUGGGUCAAUGAUAGUGUGUUGAGAGGGGGGUCCAUUAUCAUCUACACACAGACCUAUAUGUGCAAUACAGUUAUAAUCCCCCAAUUCAAAGAGUGCACAGUCAGCAGAUGAUCGGACAAGAUGAGAUGGGACAAGGUGGUCUCUGGCAGCAGUUGUUUUUCUCCUCUCUCCAGUCUCAGUACGAGUCCUCCUGAAUCUAUUCUUGGCUCUCUGUGUAGGUGUUGAAGUGCUGAAUCAGACUCAGCAUGAUGGAGGAGGAGGAGGACAGAUGUGCUGUUGACAGUCCGUGAAAGGAACCACCCCAGUCAACAGCCUGCUGCAAACUGACCACCCCUUUUUGUCUCAGACACUCAUCCACAAAGUCAAGUUUCCUGUUUGUAUUCCUGGCUGUCAGAAAUAGAGCAGGAGGUCGAUAAUCAUGUAAAAACCUAAUGCUUUUUCACACUUGCCUUACUGUGGACUGAACUAAUCCACACAGCUGUUUGGUGUCAAAGAUAUUCAGUGACUUUAUGAGGGCAUCUAGUGACGAAUACUUGCUAAUACAACUGUCUUCUUAUAUAGUUGAUGCUUGAUUUGAAGCUUGACUGAUAAUUAAGUGUAGAUGUGUGGGUAUGUACACUACUCACAAAAAGUUAGGGAUAUUCGGCUUUUGGAUGAAACCUAAAAUGCACUAUAACCAUUACAUGUGAACCAAAUCUUCUCUAAACUUUAAAUGCAUAUGUCCAACUCUUUAGUGUUUCAGUAAUUAUUCCAUAACAUGCAGUUCUCUAAGUGUCUGAUCCCAUAAAUCGACCACUUAAUGUUCUAGUUCAAUGACAAUUUGUAUCAUGCUUCAUCAUGCUGUUCAUAUUUUGACAUCAUGAGACCAAGAUGACACCUAAUAAUCGAUCAACAGUACCUGGCCAUUGCGAGCCUUCAAACGGGAUGUACUCAAAGGGAAGUUGCCACUGAGAUUAGAGUGUCAGAGAGUGUCAUCAUCAGGUUGAAUAAGUCGACGUGAACAGCAUGAGACACCGCUGUCAAGCUGCAAUUGAUGCUCAAAGACACAUGACAAGUUACUGAGACAUUGACACUUUCUGUUGUGGUAUA
This is a messenger RNA of Larimichthys crocea (large yellow croaker), 2895 nucleotides long. It is a transcript of the gene mgst3a, whose product is annotated as microsomal glutathione S-transferase 3a. NCBI's taxonomy places the organism in Eukaryota, Metazoa, Chordata, Actinopteri, Sciaenidae. Bases 797 to 1132 code for a protein of 111 amino acids. Gene Ontology annotation, molecular function: glutathione transferase activity; glutathione peroxidase activity. Gene Ontology annotation, cellular component: nuclear envelope; endoplasmic reticulum; membrane. The record is from RefSeq and is a predicted model, not a curated record. The transcript is spliced from 6 exons.